This is a messenger RNA of Salpingoeca rosetta, 1296 nucleotides long. RefSeq lists its product as uncharacterized. The transcript has 2 exons. NCBI's taxonomy places the organism in Eukaryota, Choanoflagellata, Craspedida, Salpingoecidae. The coding region runs from base 1 to 1296 and encodes 431 amino acids. The record is from RefSeq and is a predicted model, not a curated record.
AUGUGUCGCAGGGCGCUUGGGGCUGCCGUGCUUCGUGCCCAGCAGCGCUGGACUGCCUCAGCAGCAGUGGUGGUGGUGCUGCUGGUCAUGCUCGUGGUGAACGAGCAGAAGAGCUGCCUGGGGAAGUCAGUCGUGGGAGAGGACGGCACGGGCGCCUUCCACAUCAACACGAGCGAUCCGACGAGCCAGCCUGUGUUCGUGAACGGCGUGAGCGUGGAUGGCUUGUUUCAGACGAUGGACACCUUGCUGAGUACAGUAGCGGCGCAGCAAAGCACGAUCGAAGCACAGCAGAGCCAGAGUGCUGCGCUGCAGAGGACCAACAGUGAGCUGUGCAAGUUGAAGAGGCGCGCGAGGACGGUUGGGCAACUUGGAUCACAGAGUGGAAAGUGGCUUGGAGGCGCGCUGGCCAACAACGGCCUGAUCUACGCCGCCCCUUGGAACUCACCCUCCGUGCUCAUCAUCGAUCCAAACUCUAACACCGUGGACACAACUACGAUAUCUGAGCUCGGAACAGACAACUACAAAUGGGCUGGUGCUGUGCUGGCACACAAUAGCCUUAUUUACAUGUUCCCCGCAAACAGGGAGAUGAUGCUCAUCAUUGACCCGGAAGCCAACACCGUGGAUACUUCGAGCAUUCAAUCGCUUGGGUCAGCUAACUACAAGUGGUACAGUGGUGUGGUGGCCAGCAACAGCCUCAUCUUUGGUAUUCCGUCCUACGCAAGCUCUGUGGUAAUCAUUGAUCCUGAAAGCAAUACGGCCGACAUCACCACCAUGUCGGGGCUGUCGGUCCAGGCUGACAAGUGGCAUGGCGGAGUGCAAGCGGCCAGUGGCCUCAUCUACUGCAUACCCGUGACGGCUUCAUCCGUCCUCAUCAUCAACCCCAAUUCCUUGACGAUGGACCUCACCACCAUCAAUGGUCUUGGCACGGCGUACAAGUGGUGGGGUGGUGCGCUUGCAGGCAAUGGACUCAUCUACACUAUCCCGUCUCGCUCUUCAACGACACUCGUUAUCGACCCAUCCACGAACACCACCGACGAGCUCGUCAUUGCAGCUGCAACUACCUUCCGAAAGUGGAUUGGGGGCGUGCUUGCACCCAAUGGAAACAUCGUUGGCAUCCCACAGACCUCGCCAUCAGUCCUACUCUUCGAUCCAGCCACCAACUCUACCGACACCACGACAAUUAACGACCUUGGCGGCGACCGUGAGUGGUUUGAUGGGGUGCUUGCCCCAAACGGUCUCAUCUAUGGCGUUCCAUACUUUGCAGAGACCGUCCUCGUCAUUGAUCCGGGAUGCUGA